Polistes dominula (European paper wasp) is the source of this 798-nucleotide messenger RNA. RefSeq lists its product as uncharacterized. Gene Ontology annotation, cellular component: nucleus. The record is from RefSeq and is a predicted model, not a curated record. NCBI's taxonomy places the organism in Eukaryota, Metazoa, Arthropoda, Insecta, Hymenoptera, Vespidae. Gene Ontology annotation, biological process: central nervous system development; regulation of transcription by RNA polymerase II; brain development. Gene Ontology annotation, molecular function: DNA-binding transcription factor activity, RNA polymerase II-specific; RNA polymerase II cis-regulatory region sequence-specific DNA binding.
AUGUCGGAAGAACGUACGAUUAGUUCGGAAACUUCGAAAACUGGAAGUAAUGCUGUUGAUCUUUCGAAAGUUUCUUUUAGUAUUGAAAGAUUACUUGCACCUAUUGUGAAACCAAUUAACGAUGACAAUAAUUUGUUGCAAAGGGCACAGUUUUCUUUACGUGUUUGCAAUUCAAAUGAUUCAGAAACCAAAAUAUUGGUAAGCCCCGACUCGUCGGUUUCAAUGGCGGAAGAAAUUGAACUUGAUGAUACUGAUAUGGUUUGUUCUACUUCACCUGAACCAGAAAUGUGUUAUGAAGCGUGUACAAGUAGCAGCGGAGCCAAUUCUACGACAGGUGUAGAAAGAGAAAUUCAAGAAAGAACUGCCAACGCGAUUAGCGACGAUGAGAGGAAAAAAAGACCACGUACUGCUUUUACAGCUGCACAAAUAAAGUCAUUAGAAGCUGAAUUUGAAAGGAACAAGUAUCUAAGCGUUGCGAAGAGGUUGCAACUUAGCAAGACUUUGAAAUUAACCGAAACUCAGAUUAAAAUAUGGUUUCAAAAUAGGCGAACCAAGUGGAAGAGAAAAUAUACCAACGACGUAGAAUUAUUGGCUCAACAAUAUUACUCGAGUUUGGGUAUACCUGCACCUAGGCCAAUUUUUGUUGGAGAUCGUUUAUGGUUUUUUAAUUAUCCAACACAAUCUCAACCAAGUGCUACAUUUUUUCCCCAACAUUUGACGCCAAUGCCUUUACCACCAGCUUUGCCAAUCGUACAACCAUUACCCAUCAUCCCACGCAUCAUCUUACUCAGAGAUUAG